Molecule: messenger RNA, 855 nt
Organism: Haliotis rufescens (red abalone)
Lineage: Eukaryota; Metazoa; Mollusca; Gastropoda; Lepetellida; Haliotidae
Exons: 3
Coding region: 82-429 (115 amino acids)
Source: RefSeq, a predicted model, not a curated record
UAUAUUUAAACAGAACGCAGGGCAGUUGCGGCCGGCUGGCGCAUCUCACCUCCCUCCGUCCACACGAACUGUCCAGGGAACAUGGCCUCGAAUGCUAUACGUCAACUCUGUUGCUUCAUAGGUAUAUUUUUGUCUACUUUGUCGGCAGUAACACCGCGCCCACCAAGCACUGACACUGCCACGGAUACAUUCUCUCUCCCCAUCAGAUCUUUUGAAAACCAAGCUAAGAGGUCUUGUGAUGGCUUCCCUUGCAUGUAUUCGCACCUUGGAGCCAAAGCCGGCCGGCAGGCACUGAUGAGAACAUUGAUGAGUAUAAUAGACGACUGUGCAGUUGAUCCAUCCUGCUCACCUGGUCGGCGAAGAAGGAAACGGAUGGUGAUGGAUUCAGUACGGCGGCUGUUUUUAAAGGAGUAUGUCACAAGUCUUUGACAAGACUCUUGUGUAUCAUAAAACAUGAAGAGUGCCAUUCAGGUCCUUCUGUGUGGCUGUGAUGGGAUUCAUCACUCCUUUUGCUAUACCAUUAAACACUUUUUUCAGUUCGUUUUAAUAUACUUACCGGGAUAUGAUAUCGCUCUUUCCAUUUACACAUAUUCAUACUGAGUCUACUGAACUACUGAAGGGAGUAUAUCAGUUAGCUUCAUUGUAUACCACACUACAGACUAGGGGCCGUUAGAUUAUUCACCAAGUUAGCUCGCCAAAUUAGAUACUCUACUUGUACUACAUAAAUAUUUUAUUUUCACUGUGUUAUGUUCAUCUGUUUCCCUUUGAUUCUAUUUUAUUUAACAUUAGCGACUGUCAACACGGAGGUGUUCUACGUCUCAUUAAACUGUUCAAAAUAAAUGCUUGGUCACGAUU